This is a messenger RNA of Penicillium roqueforti, 1323 nucleotides long. RefSeq names its product NAD(P)/FAD-dependent oxidoreductase. The transcript has a single exon. The record is from RefSeq and is a predicted model, not a curated record. Lineage: Eukaryota; Fungi; Ascomycota; Eurotiomycetes; Eurotiales; Aspergillaceae. Gene Ontology annotation, molecular function: FAD binding; sulfide:quinone oxidoreductase activity. The coding region runs from base 1 to 1323 and encodes 440 amino acids. Gene Ontology annotation, cellular component: mitochondrion.
AUGUUUCAGCGUCGCACAGUGCUUGCUGCCAAGCGCUCUGUCGCUCAAUGGAGGAGUCUCGCAACCGCGUCUCCCGUGAGCUCUGCGCGAAACCACAAAAUUGUAGUGGUCGGCGGUGGUUCUGCUGGUCUCACCAUCAGUCACCAGCUGCUGCACUCUGGCAAAUUUGCACAAGAUGAUAUUGCUGUGAUUGAUCCAGCCACAUGGCACAACUACCAACCCGGCUGGACACUGGUUGGCGGUGGCCUCAAGGACAAAGAGGAGCUACGUAAGCCAUUGAAAAGCUUGAUUGAUCCUAAGUUCAAGUUUUAUAACAAUGGUGUUGGCUCCUUUGCCCCCGCUGAAAACUCGCUCACUCUCGAGAAUGGUGACAAGAUCAACUACGAGCAACUGGUUGUGGUGCCCGGUAUUAGCAUCAACUAUGGUGCUAUCAAGGGUCUCCCUGAGGCUCUUGCAGACCGGAACUCAACCGUUUCCACAAUCUACAGCUACGACACAUGCGACAAGGUUUUCCGCACCAUCGAAAACUUCCGCGAAGGCAAUGCUAUCUUCACUCAGCCAGCCGGUGUGAUCAAGUGUGCGGGCGCUCCGCAGAAGAUCAUGUGGCUUGCUUUGGACCACUGGAAACGAGCUGGCCUCUACAACCCUACCAGCCCCUCUGAAUCACCCAUCAAGAUCAGCUUUGCCACCGGCCUACCCGUGAUGUUCGGUGUGCCCAAGUACAGCGCCGUCCUCGAGCAGAUGCGGAAGGACCGUGGUGUUGAGGGAUUGUUCCAGCACGAUCUCGUUGCCAUUGAUGGCAAGUCUGCCGUUUUUGCUUCUCCUGAGGGAGAGGUCACCAGACCAUUCGACCUGUUGCACGUUUCCCCCAAAAUGGGUGCUUACGCCUUCGUCAAGAACAGCCCUCUGGCCAACGAGGCCGGAUAUGUCGACGUGGACGAUAACACCACCCGCCACAAGAAAUUCCCCAAUGUCUGGUCUGCUGGUGAUGCUUCCAGUUUGCCUACAUCCAAGACCGCGGCAGCAGUCACUUCUGAAGCCCCUGUUCUCGUUCGCAACCUUUUGCAAAGCAUGGAGGGCAAGGAACUCGAUGCUUCUUACGAUGGAUACACCUCGUGCCCGCUCUUGACUGAGUAUGGCAAGGUCCUUCUCGCUGAGUUCAAGUACGGUGGAGUACCCAAGGAGACAUUCGGAAACUGGUUUGGUAUCGACCAGGCUGAGCCCCGUCGUUCGUUCUGGUAUCUGAAGAAGGACUUCUUCCCUUGGGUGUACUUCAACUACAUGGUCAAGGGUAACUGGGGUGGACCGAAGGGCUGGCUAUAG